Messenger RNA from Chenopodium quinoa (quinoa), 627 nucleotides. RefSeq lists its product as uncharacterized. The record is from RefSeq and is a predicted model, not a curated record. The coding region runs from base 6 to 437 and encodes 143 amino acids. The transcript is spliced from 3 exons. Lineage: Eukaryota; Viridiplantae; Streptophyta; Magnoliopsida; Caryophyllales; Amaranthaceae.
GUGUUAUGGAUUCAUUUUUUCAUGAGAAGAAAAAUCGUUUGUUUUUAUGCGAGGGUGAGCCUGAUACUGAAGUAAUGCUAUUUCAACUUGAAAUGCUAAAAACUCAAAGCAAAAUUCAUGGCGAUAUCAUUAAUGCAUGGUCUAAUGUUCUGAAUUUUAAUGAGCAAUAUAGAGAUAUCAAUUCUAGUGGACGUUUCUUUUUAGGUCUUAAUGCAGUUGAUUGCCUUUUUCAAUACGAAAGUGAUCGUGCUCAAGAAAGGAAUAAAAUGUUUUGUGAGGUUGUGGAGUUGGAAUUCAGCAAAACAAUCAUCCCAAAGAAAGAUAUUGAGCUUUUCUUUUUCCCAGUAUUUGAAAAGGAUCAUUAUUAUCUGGUAUGUUUUAACACCACCACAGACUGUGGUACAAUUGAGGUUAUUGAUUACAGUGAAGGUCCUUGAGAAAAUAAGAAACUGCUUAAAAAUCUGGUAUGUCUUCUGCCACUUCUUCUUCAUCAUCAAUAUCCUCAUUGAUGCCUGUCAUAUUGUAACCAGAUUCCUUAUUCAUGUCUCCUCUCAUUAUAUCACUGGUACCCUAACCCUUUCAGGAUUCUCCUCUGAAUUUCUCCUUUCUCCCAUAACAAGAAAAUAC